Molecule: messenger RNA, 3238 nt
Organism: Ochotona curzoniae (black-lipped pika)
Lineage: Eukaryota; Metazoa; Chordata; Mammalia; Lagomorpha; Ochotonidae
Product: zinc finger protein 271-like
Biological process (GO): regulation of transcription by RNA polymerase II
Molecular function (GO): RNA polymerase II cis-regulatory region sequence-specific DNA binding; DNA-binding transcription factor activity, RNA polymerase II-specific
Source: RefSeq, a predicted model, not a curated record
GCCGUCCUCCCGCGUUCCUAGAGGGGACGCCCGCCCCCUUCUACCCCGGCUGAUGAGCCGCGAGCGUAUUUGAUAGCGAUCCGGAGACCGCGUCCAGGUACGGGUGAUGUCCACUCGCGGAAGGCAAGGAACUCGGGUGAUCUGGCCUGGCCUGGUCGGCUGGGCUUAGGGUAACGCUGGACGAAGGCCAGAGACUCUGGCGUGGGCAGGUGGGGUCCGGAAGCGUGGAGUACGGCGCGCCAAUCAGCCGGCAACCUGGAUUUGUGAAUGUUGGGAGAAACGAAGGAGGGAGACAAAGGUGGUGACGAUCGGCGGGUGAUCCCCGAGGACACACUCCAAAGCGGCCUCUCCGCCGUGUUUGGCUGUCGUGCGCACCCCUAAUCUUGGAGGUAGCUGUCUGGCCUCGGAGUGGGGUACUCAUGUCAGACUGCCGCGUGACGGACGGAAGCCCUUGGACACUAUGAGAUUUUUGUUUUCUUUUUCGUGUAACAGCAGAGUAUGCCUCUGGUGGUCUGCUCUCAGAACGUGCCAUCUCUAAUCUGCGCGGUGACGCCCUUCUACGCCCAGUGGUGCCCAGUUGCCUCCGGGUGCAGGAGGGAAGCCUCCAGAGGAAAUGGUGUUUCUCCACGUGCGCCCUGAGGUGACCAGCUGCAGCCCAUGGAGACCCAGUCCAAUGGCAAGCCUCAGGACAUGCGGCCUCCGCCAGAUGGUGAGACUAAGCACAAGAUUGAAGAAGCAGCUUCCGAAAAGGAAAUUAUAGCAAAAAAUGGAGGCUCUGACAGCCCCCAAAAGGAUGUUCUACAGGAUUCUGAAGACAGAGAAUUCUAUGAAUUUGGGGAUGAAUUAAAUGAAAUGCAUCAGAAUCUCUUUGAAAGAAGGGAAUACAUUUGUGAAGAGUGUGGACAAAGCUUUGCUUGGAGUACUGGCCUCAUUAGGCAUCAGAGAACCCAUUGGGAGAAACCCUAUGAAUGUGAUAAAUGUGGAAAGGCCUUUCGUGUGAGCUCAGCCUUGGUUCUGCAUCAGAGAAUCCACACUGGAGAGAAGCCCUAUCCUUGUGGCUGGUGUAUGAAAAGUUUCAGUAGGAGCUCAGAUCUUAUUAAACAUCAAAGAACCCACACUGGAGAGAAGCCUUAUAAAUGUGAUGAAUGUGGUAAAGCCUUCAGUCAGAGCUCGGAUCUCAUUAUCCAUCAGCGAAUCCAUACGGGAGAGAAACCCUAUCAGUGUAAUCAUUGUAGUAAAAGCUUCAGCCAGCGCUCAGAUCUGGUUAAACACCAGAGAAUCCACACUGGAGAGAAGCCUUAUUCGUGUAACCAAUGUAACAAACAUUUUAGUCAGAGUUCUGAUGUCAUAAAACAUCAAAGGAUCCAUACUGGGGAGAAACCAUAUAAAUGUGAUGUGUGUGGGAAGGCCUUCAGUCAGAGCUCAGAUCUCAUUCUACAUCAGAGAAUCCACACUGGAGAGAAACCCUACCCAUGUAAUCAGUGCAGCAAAAGUUUCAGUCAAAACUCAGACCUUAUUAAACAUCGAAGAAUCCACACCGGAGAAAAACCCUACAAAUGCAAUGAAUGCGGGAAAGCUUUUAAUCAGAGCUCAGUCCUGAUUUUACAUCAACGAAUUCACACUGGAGAGAAACCUUAUCCUUGUACUCAGUGUAGCAAGACCUUCAGUAGGCUGUCAGAUCUUAUUAAUCACCAAAGAAUUCACACUGGAGAGAAGCCCUACCCCUGUAAUCAGUGCAGUAAAAUGUUUAGUAGAAGAUCAGAUCUUGUUAAACAUUACAGAAUUCACACAGGUGAGAAACCCUAUGAAUGUGAGGAGUGUGGAAAAACCUUUAGUCAGAGUUCCAAUCUUAUCCUGCAUCAGAGGAUUCACACAGGAGAGAAGCCUUAUCCUUGCAGUCAUUGUGCUAAAAGCUUUAGUCGCCGCUCAGAUCUCGUUAAACAUCAAAGAGUCCACACUGGGGAGAAACCAUACACAUGUAAGCAGUGCAAUAAAAGUUUUAGCCAAAGCUCAGACCUCACUAAACAUCAGAGAGUGCACUCUGACGAAAAACCCUAUUAUUGUGACAGCUGUGUGAAAGCCUCCAGUCAUUCUGACCUUAUUCCUCAUCAGAGAAUUCACACUGGAGAAAAACCAUACCCAUGCACACACUGCAGCAGAUGUUUCCGUCAGAAUUCAGACCUCACCAAACACCAGAGAGUUCACACUGGGGAAAAACCCUAUAAAUGCACUGAGUGUGGAAAGGCUUCCAGCCGGUGCUCUACUCUGAUCCUGCAUCAGAGAAUCCACACUGGAGAGAAGCCAUAUUCCUGUUAUAUUCAGUGCACCCAAAGUUUUAGCCAACCCUCUGAGCUUACUGACCAUGAGAAGGUCCAUUUUGGUGAAGGCAGCCUAAAUGCAAUCAAUGUAGGAAAACCUUUUGUGUAUACACCAACUUGAUGCAGUACUGGAGACAUGAUAUCAGAACAAAUCUUACAAAUGCUAUUUAGUAUGAAAUAAGGUUUUAAUUAAUAUUCAACACAUUCAUUAAAAAGAAAACCCACAUAGAGAACACUUCAGUUUUUGUAGUGCAAAUUCUACUUGGAGCCAUAAAAUAAAGAAAAAUUGGGCAAGUGAGUGGUGUGGUAUCAGGUUGCCACUUGAAAUGUCCCAUGUCAGAGUGGCUAGGUUCAAGUGCUGUCAGUGUUUCCUGUCCCAGCUUCCUGGUAAAGAGCACUGGAGUAGCAGAAGGUGAGGGCUCACUUUUAGGUCCUUGCCACUUAUGGGCCACUUAAAAUAUUAAGUUCCUAGAUUUAGCUUGCCCCAACCAUGGCUAUUGGGAAGAUUUGGGGAGUGAGCCAAUGGGUGGAUGAACUGUCUCUAUGUCUCUCUUUCAAGUAAAUGUCUUUGUUAAUGUGGGAAAGACUAUACAUUAUGGAAAAACCUUCAGCAUGAAUUAAAUUUUUACUUAAUAUCAGUAGCAGCAAUGGAAGUGUCUGCCAUAAAAGUAAGAAAAACUCUGAUCUUAUUUAGACGAUCUAUCAGUGUACAAUUGUAAAUGUAAGAAAUAUAUAACAAUAUUCCGUUUUCACUUAAAAGAAGCAUUUUUCAGUUUCUCUUGCAUAUCUGAAUUGCCAGCAUACUAUCUUUUCAUGUUGGAACCAUCACUAAAAAAUCCACAAGGGUUACUUGAGCGUAAGCUCCACAAUACUACAAUAACUCAAAGAGUCCUGCUAAGUAACUAGUGGGAAGGUAGCAU